UGACAGACGUGCCACAGGAUCAGUGUAGGUGGACCAUUUAUUACAGUUUUGGGAAACGGUGGAUUGGCUGUUGGCUUCUGUGGAAUUCCUCCUGAAUUUGUGUUGUCGGACAAAGCGUGAAGUUUCCUGAGCCUGUUCCAGUUGGUGUGGGAGUUAAGGGGGAGUUUCCGUCACUUGGAUCAGAGAUUGAGAAACGGAGGGAGAGAAGGAUCUGGGGGAGAAAGAAGGAGGGAAGAUGAGGAGGAGUUUAAACGGGAGGUGGGUGAAGGAGGGAUAAACGUUAAGGAUGGACCGAGCUUGUGAGCAGGUUGCAGCAGAGGAUGUGGGCAAGUGAGAAGAAUGUUUUUGAGGAUUUAGUUAUUGUCAGUUUUUUUGACGUUAAACUGUAGAAUCAAGUGCUCAUCUCUUGGGACGUCUCCAAAGCCCCAGGGCGGUUUGACCUGGAGGAUCGGGUUCCUGCACCUGAAUCUGAUAGCAGAAAGAUGAGGACGAGUCAGGCUAGGGGAUUCAGAAUGCUGAUGACCCGAUGGAUGCCCCGGAAGAUCUGAGCCCACAGAGAGCAAUUGUCGAAGCUCUCCCUCACCCUACACCUCCUACCUACAAAUCAGAGUAGAUCCCUCCUUCCUCAUCAGUGACCCUUGCCUCUGGGAAGUAUGCCUGGAUGGAGGUCCCAAUGUCAUCUUGUGCUGCUCAAUCUGCUAUCCUGUGGCCUGGAGAUCUGUGUGGCAGGUGGCAUCACCUAUGUGCCACCACUGCUACUGGAGUCUGGCAUAGAGGAGAAGUACAUGACCAUGGUGCUAGGUAUUGGUCCAGUUCUGGGCCUUGUCUUCAUCCCUCUCAUUGGUUCAGCCAGUGACCGCUGUAGCAAUAGUUAUGGACGCCGGCGACCCUUCAUUUGGCUACUGUCUCUGGGUGUGCUCAUGGCCAUGCUCAUCAUCCCUCAUGCUGACGUCCUGGCUGCCCGUCUCAGCUGGGGUGGCAGUGCCCAUCCUAACCAGCCCCUCCAGGUGGGCCUGCUCAUCUUGGGUGUGGUGCUGCUAGACUUCUGCAGCCAGGUGUGCUUCACACCACUGGAGGCACUUCUCUCAGACCUGUACAGUGGGCGUGAUGAGUGCACCCGUGCCUUUGCUACCUUCUCCUUCAUGGCAAGUCUGGGUUCAUGCUUGGGAUACCUCCUGUCCUUGCUCGACUGGAGCUCUGGUCCACUUGCCCAAACCCUGGGUGGCCAAGCCAAGGGACUCUUCACUUUCCUUAUUCUAAUCUUCGUCUUCUGUGUGCUGGUCACCAUGAAGGCAUCAGAGGAGGAAGAGGAGACUGAUACCUUGGCUAGAUGCCUCUCCUUCUGCUAUAUGCCCCGGAGACGGUUUAAGAUCUGCCUCCCAAGGGCAAGUUCGCUAAUAUGUGUGCUCAGGAGCUGCUGGUCAGUUACACCGGCGAUCUUCAGAAGCUACUGCCAUGUGCCAUAUGUUAUGAGGCGUCUCUGUGCUGCUCAGCUAAGUAGCUGGAUGGCCAUUGUGAGCUUCAUGCUUUUCUACACGGACUUUGUUGGAGAGGGACUUUACCAAGGAGUGCCCAGUGCGGCACCAGGCACAGUAUCCAGGCAGCAAUACGAUGAAGGUAUCCGUAUGGGCAGUCUGGGGCUGUUCCUGCAGUGUGCUACCUCAACCUUCUUCUCAUUAAUCAUGAACCGGCUGGUGUGUACAUUUGGCUCCAGGAAGGUCUUCUUGUUCAGCAUGGUAUCUUUUACCCUCUCGGCGCUAGUCAUCUGCUUGUCCAAGAGUGUGCUGUUGGUCACGGGGAUGUCGGCCCUUACCGGCUUUGCUUUUGCCACCUUACAGACUCUGCCGUACACACUUACCUGCCACUACCACCAAGAGAAGGAGGUGUAUAUGGCAACCAACAAAACCAAAAAGACACACACAAACAGGAUAAACAUCUCCCCUGAAACAAUAUGCCUCACACUGAAUGAAGACAUGAGUGAUCUGAACCAUAAUGGCCAUGCCCGCUAUGACCAGGAUGACCUGGAAUAUUACAGUCAGAAUGCUACGCACGUCGAUUACAGAUCAGAUGAUUAUGACAAACGUGGCAUAGGCUUGGAUUUUGCUAUUCUUGAUAGCACCUUCUUGCUCUCUCAGGUCUUCCCUUCUCUGUUCAUGGGCAUGAUUGUCCAGUACACACAGUCAGUCACUGCCUACAUUGCUGCUUCUGCCAUUUUUGGUGCAAUCAGUGUGUAUUUUGCCACACGUGUCAUCUUUGAACAGAAGGACCUUGAGCACUAGGAGAAAAUCCUAAAUUUGAAAGUCUAGGUGCCUUUUAAGGCUUCUCUCCAGGAAUAAACAGGUUCUUAGAACACAGAUUUAGGCUUAAUGCUACUAGAAUACCAAAACCCAGCCUGAAAAAAAACAAAAAAACAACCUGUAAUAAAUCUGUAGUCAUUCAGCAUCA
Messenger RNA from Ictalurus punctatus (channel catfish), 2445 nucleotides. RefSeq names its product solute carrier family 45 member 3. The transcript has 6 exons. The coding region runs from base 654 to 2279 and encodes 541 amino acids. Gene Ontology annotation, cellular component: membrane. The record is from RefSeq and is a predicted model, not a curated record. Lineage: Eukaryota; Metazoa; Chordata; Actinopteri; Siluriformes; Ictaluridae. Gene Ontology annotation, molecular function: sucrose:proton symporter activity.